Messenger RNA from Mesorhabditis belari, 894 nucleotides. NCBI's taxonomy places the organism in Eukaryota, Metazoa, Nematoda, Chromadorea, Rhabditida, Rhabditidae. The record is from the annotation of a GenBank genome assembly.
AUGACAAUAACCUCCGUUUGGGCGGAUAAAAAGACCUGUCCAACGAAGAGCUACGAUCUUUACGUUUUCCUGCUUCUCGCUUCUGAGAAUGAAGAGCCCGAUGAGCACUUUAAGCUCAUAUCGAAGAUUCUUCAGCCAUGCAUCGAGACGGAGAAUGCCAAAAAUAAUAGCUACUUCACCAUCUUGUCCAAUGAUCCAAAGGCGUACGAUCGUAACCCGAUUUCUAUAUUCGACAAUUUCACGGCUGUAAUCAACUCGAUGCACUAUCAAAAAACCUAUUGGCCUUCGAAAGAAUACCUUUACGGAGCAAUGGAAUCUUUCGAAAUGGUUGAGAGCCAAAAUCGAUCGAAUUUUCAGAAAGUGAUUUAUUUGAUUACUGACGCAAAAGCUCAAGAUGUUGAUCGAGUAGAUGCAACUUUUUGGCAAAACUUGGUUUCUUUUGCAAAUGCUAACACGGAUCCAAAAAUAACUUCGAUUUUUCGUGUCAUAUUUACAAAGACUGGCCUUAUUGAAGGCACAAAAACGCAACUCUUAUUGGAUUCAGUCAGCGACGCGGCAAAAGAAUACUUUCGCUACGACUAUGGAGAUCUUCUGAAGCAACCGAACGUAAGCGACAACUAUGGCCUUUGUGCACCGUUACCUCCAAGUAGCACUCUUCCAUCAUUUCCGAAAUUUAAAGAAAUGAGUGCCGUUUGGAUUGUCUUGAUUGCCCUUGGUGGCACGUUUCUUUUCCUUUUUGUGGCGAUCGUUUGCAUGUGCACGUGUUGCAGACGGUAUUGUUGGUGUCCGGAUUUUGGAGGCAUCAACUGGACGAAAAACGUUGGAGAACAACUGCGAGAAAGGAUUUACGAUGAAACGGAGCGUUUCACGAUUCAAGUUCGAGGAAAAGUAAAC